This is a messenger RNA of Scleropages formosus (Asian bonytongue), 3965 nucleotides long. It is a transcript of the gene sema4d, whose product is annotated as sema domain, immunoglobulin domain (Ig), transmembrane domain (TM) and short cytoplasmic domain, (semaphorin) 4D. NCBI's taxonomy places the organism in Eukaryota, Metazoa, Chordata, Actinopteri, Osteoglossiformes, Osteoglossidae. The record is from RefSeq and is a predicted model, not a curated record. Gene Ontology annotation, biological process: positive regulation of cell migration; neural crest cell migration; semaphorin-plexin signaling pathway. Gene Ontology annotation, cellular component: plasma membrane. Gene Ontology annotation, molecular function: semaphorin receptor binding; chemorepellent activity. The transcript is spliced from 20 exons. Bases 350 to 3055 code for a protein of 901 amino acids.
UAAGAACGCGGAGCGGUUUGUGUGUAAAUGCGCCCGUUUUCAAUUAAAGGAGUUGCGUGACGUUCAGUAAUGAGUGAAUGGAAAUGGCCUCAGUGGGCAACAGCAGCAGCCCUCCUCCUCCUCCUCCUCGCUCGCCUCCCCGGGGCGAUAUCACACGGCCCACAGGGGCUCUGUGAAUGAGAGCGAGACCGCAGCCGCCAUGCUGGGAGAGCCGAGCUUCUCACGCUGAAGUAGAUCCAGCCGCUUCGGUUCCUUAUAGAAGAGAGCGGAGCGCGACGCGUUUUGUUUUCAGAUAAGAACAAGUCAUCCUGGGUCGUCUUCCACUGUCUCACCCAAAACAAGGACUUUCAUGACUCACUUCUUGGUUGCAGAAAAUAUGACAGAUAAAGGAAACUUCACUGUGCCCAAAAUCCAAGAGCCCAACAUGGCAUUUGGAGUCCUCGGGGUGUUCUUGGGCUUGCUCCUAGAGGUUUCUACGCAUGGGCCCACCAGUGUUCCUAGGACAUCUUGGAAACAUCAAGAUGUGAAUUUGACAGAAUUCUCAGAGCCAGGAAUCUUCAACUAUUCCACUCUCCUUCUGAAUGAAGACAAGGAUGUGCUGUAUGUGGGUGCGAGGGAGGCCAUCUUUGAACUGAGCAUGAAAAAUGUGUCCGUAAAAAAAAAUAAGGUGAUAUGGAAGGUUCCUGACACACAUAUAACCAUGUGCAUCCAGAAAGGAAAAUCUAAAGAGACAGAUUGCCUGAACUACAUUCGAGUUCUCCAAGUGUUUGACGACAACACCCUUUACGUUUGCGGGACGCAUGCUUUCCAACCCGUCUGCGACUACCUGUCUCUCAAGGAGUUUAAACUGGAAGAGAAACAGGAAGAUGGCAGAGGGAAGUGUUCUUUUGACCCUGAGCAGAGUUUCACAGCAGUUAUGGUUGAUGGAGAACUUUACUCUGGAACAGCGUACAACUUCUUAGGAAGCGAGCCAAUAAUUUCCAGAUAUUCCCCCUCACAAAGUCUGUUACGCACAGAGUAUUCAACCUCCUGGCUGAAUGAGCCCAGUUUUGUAUACGCGGAUGUCAUCAGGGAGAGCAAGAACAGUGCAGAUGGCGAGGAUGACAAGAUCUACUACUUCUUCACAGAGGUUUCAGUGGAAUACGAGUUCUUUGGCAAGCUGCUCAUUCCCAGGAUAGCUCGUGUCUGCAAGGGUGACCUUGGUGGACAGAGAACAUUGCAGAAGAAAUGGACCACUUUUCUUAAGGCUAAGUUGGUUUGCUCCAUGCCUGAGCUCAACUUUGUUUUCAAUGUGGUCCAUGAUGUGUUUAUCCUAAAGAAUGAAGACUGGAAAGAAACGGUGAUUUACGCUGUUUUCACGUCACAGUGGGGAAAUGUUGGGCUAUCAGCAGUGUGUGCCUACAACAUCUCAUCGGUGGAAGAAGUGUUUUCCAAGGGAAAGUACAUGCAGAAAGCUACUGUGGAGCAGUCCCACACAAAGUGGGUGAGGUAUAAUGGAAUCAUCCCAAGUCCUCGGCCAGGAGCAUGUAUCAACAACAACAACAGGAUACAGAACAUCAACAGCUCCCUUCACAUGCCAGAUAAAACAUUGCAGUUCAUCAAGGACCACCCUCUGUUAGAAGACCCCGUCCUCCCCGUAGGCAACGGCCCCAGGCUCAUCACCAAGGAUGUCAACUAUACACAGAUUGCUGUCGAGAGAGUCCAGGCCCUUGAUGACAAUGUUUAUGAUGUCAUCUUCACAGGGACUGAUAAAGGAGUUUUGCACAAAUCUGUGAUUUAUGGCAGUGAGGUGCAUAUUAUCGAAGAAAUACAGCUUCUCCGCUAUUCAGAACCUAUAAAGACCUUGCUUCUCUCUUCCCAGGGGAGGUUUCUCUACGUGGCCUCGGACACAGGGGUGGUGCAGUCCCCGAUAGCCUUCUGUGAGAAGUAUGCUACGUGUGAGGAGUGCAUCUUGGCUCGAGACCCUUACUGCGCGUGGCACCUAGAUGCUGAGGCUUGCGUGAGCAUAAUCCAGGACCCAGUUGCAGCACGAUGGAGCCUGGUACAAAGCCUUGAUGGUGAUGCCGAAAAGUGUCCUAGAGAGUCAGCGAGGAGCCUGUCCUCGGAAGAUUACCUCCAAAUCGCGGUGAAGCCCGGGAGCUCAGUAGAGCUACCGUGCCACUUGAGCUCAAAUGUGGCCCAGGCGCUGUGGAAGGUGAACGGCAGCACGCUGACCGAUGCGUCUAAAUUCUACUUGAUGCGUGAAGCCGGAAUGCUCGUCUACAGCAUGGCGCCGGAGGACCAAGGCCGCUACGAGUGCUGGGCCGUGGAAUGGGCCGGGGCGAAGAACUUUACCCGGCUGGUCUCGGGCUACGUGCUUACUCUGGAGUCAGCCUCAAGGCCUCCCACCUCUCAUUCUACCAUUCUCAGCUCUAGCGCGGCCCACAGGACGACCGCGGCCACCGAAGUAUCUACCGUAGCUUUCUCUCCCGCUGAUACAUCGUGCCUGUCUACUCCUGGGAGCCCUCCUUCCUCUUCCCUUCCCUCCUCCUCUUUUCCUCCUCCAUCUUCUUCCUCACCCUCCUCACCCUCUCGCACUUCGUCGACCUCUCUCUCACCCUCUCCUGAAUCGCGGGCUGAACUGGAAGGUCAAGGGGUGCGACUGCUACCCCCUUUGCUGAGUGACCAGGCUGGGGCGGUUCAGGCCCAGGAGGCCUUCCUGCUCUUCUGCCUGGCUUUGGGUCCCAGUGAUCUCCACAUUCACUGGCAGGUGAACGGACAGGAGCUUGAGGGCGCUGUCCAGGAAUACAGGCAAGGCCUGACUCCAAGGGGUGUUUUUGUGAGCAGCUGGGUGAGGCAAGGGGGCCUGGCUAAAAAUUCCCAAUACCAGUGCACUGCUGCAUCUCGUGUAGGAAGUGAGACAUCCAAAAUAGUCGUCAUCCUCGGCAACAGAGAUGAAGACAGCACUCGAACCAGUGACUUCAGUCAAUGGAGAAGUGCACUGACAGACCACGAAAAGCUCUUGAAAAGCUGGGAAAAGGCUUGGGAAAGCUGCGACAGGGAAGGUGUUCUUUGAACAGAGUUGUGGCCCCACGAUAACAAGACUGAGGUCUUUGUGAAUCAGAAGAGAACCACGUCUCACUCAUAAGAGGCUGCAAGGGGCUUCUGGCUUGUUGGUUUGAUGAAAGAAACAGGACGCCAGAGCCCUCCUACAGCCUCCAUCAGACUAGAGAUAUGAAAAUACUGCGUGGUCCAUUUUAUGGAGUGUAUACAUAUUAACUUGUUAGAUGAAAGGACUAGAAGGAACCUGUGCUGGUGAAUGAAAUUGCUUCUGAAUGGUACAUGCACUUUCAAUAAUGGCAUAAUGUUUUCACGUUUUCCUUUGGUAAAUCCACAAAACUUGAUACUAUAUCUAUGGAGAAUAUUUACCAUAAAUUGUCUUACUAUGAACAGUAGAUACAAUGCUUAGAUUUUAUAUUAUGGUUCCUUUUAGAUUUCAGAAAAAUAGUAUUUUCCCCACAUGCUGACACUUUUGUCAUGAGAAUCUUACAAUAAUUUACCUAUUUACAAAGCUAGGAAACUUUCCCUACAAAAAAUUUAGGGUAAGUAGUUUGCUCAAGGGUACUACAGUUGGAGGUGAGAUUCAAACCUGUGACCUCUGGGUCCAAAGGCAGCAGUAUGUUACCAGCUGCAUACAUACUCUGACAAAUGUGGUGAGAACAGGUCAAUGUGAAAUACAAAGGAAGCUGAGAAACAGCCAAUGUUCUGCAUUCUGAUCAAUAAUGCAGAGGGAAAUGACAAAGGCACCCUUCUGAAGAACUGUAGUGUGGCCAAGUUCAGCCUACAGUAUGAGUAAAAAUUCCUAUGUUCAAGAAAAGACUCACUUAAAUCUUCCUGCUUGUUCUAAAGAGGAGGAUUUUCAUGGAAGAAAGUUGUAUAAUUGUUAGUUUUUAAAAAUCCUGCUCAGUGUCCAAUUUCCAUCCACA